AUGAAAAUUAUUGAACAAACAGACGAGGAGAUUCCAAUUCACAUUGUGAGUACUGUCGAUGUAAAAGCUGCUAAAAUAGAAGAGAAAUUAGCCCAGGAACAUAAAUCAGCACCCAAAAAGCGUGUGAGAGCUUCCAGAUAUCUUGAUGUUGGUCUUACAGUAUCCAAAUUAACCAACUCUACUAAUCAAUCAUCAUCUAAUCUUGAGGCAAUGGAUGUUGAUCCAACUGAGGAAACAGGUCAUAUGCUAUCUAAAUAUAAAACAACUGAUGAAGAAGACGAUAAAGAAAAUAAUGACGUGAGCGGACAAGCAAUCUUUCAAUUUCAACAAUCAGUCAAAAAGUCUUCCAGUUCCAUGAUGAAAAAAGCGAUUGUUGAAGAAAGCCAGCAAGUUACAAAUUCAACAAAAAGAGUGAAGCAGACAAAGAGAGGAAGAAAACAGAUAACUGAAGUUGCUCCUGACCAUGCUAAAAGACGACGUAUUCAAAGACAAAUGGAACUUUUAAAAGGUGACAAGGACGAUGAUGAACAUGAUGAUGACGAAAUAAAAGAAUUUACAUCUGAAGAAGAAGAAGAAGAAGAAAAGAAAAAAUCAAUGUAUAUCGAAACAGAGGGCUACGAAAGAUACUUUCAAGAUCUUCAUGGUACUUCAAAGACAUCGAAUAACACUCUAUCAAAACUUCCUGUACUUGAACCUCAAGAAUUUCAUCAAAUCCUUCAAAACGCGCCAUCAAAACAUUUUGAAGAAAUUAACUUCCUAUUAGAAAUGCACAAACAACAUUUCUCACAGUGGUAUUUUGAACUACAUUCUGGAUUUAAUCUUGUGUUUUAUGGAUAUGGUUCAAAACGUAAAUUAUUAAACGAAUUUGCACAAACAUCUUUAACUGAUGGACCCAUGAUUGUUGUUAAUGGAUUUUUCCCAUCUAUUACUAUCAAGGAUAUUUUACUAAAGAUUACAGCAGGCGCGUUAGGUCUGACAGGACCAUCAGGUUCAAUUCAAGAUCAUGUAAAGUUUAUUUGCGAUUAUUUUUCAGAUGAAGAUCGAGAUUAUGAAAGCCUUUACAUUGUGAUUCAUAACCUAGAUGGAGCUAAUCUACGUAAUGAACGAGCACAAACAAUAUUAUCAAUGUUAGCAAGUGCCGAUAAUAUUCAUUUGAUUGCCUCUAUAGAUCAUAUUAAUGCAGGAUUAUUAUGGGAUAAUGCUAAA
Messenger RNA from Cokeromyces recurvatus, 1206 nucleotides. Its product is annotated as origin recognition complex subunit 2-domain-containing protein. Gene Ontology annotation, biological process: DNA replication. The transcript is spliced from 2 exons. Lineage: Eukaryota; Fungi; Mucoromycota; Mucoromycetes; Mucorales; Mucoraceae. The record is from RefSeq and is a predicted model, not a curated record. The annotation marks the transcript as partial. Gene Ontology annotation, cellular component: nuclear origin of replication recognition complex; nucleus. Gene Ontology annotation, molecular function: DNA replication origin binding.